CUUUCUCCUCUCAUUACUGAUGAAAUAUACACAAUCUGCCCUUUUGUUUGGAGUGUUGCCCCUCUCGUCCAAUCAAAUUGAAGAAAACGGAAUACUUCGGUUGUUACCUGUAUUAUCUAAGCAGGAAAGCGAAAGUUACCGAAGGUCUUGACACAGGAUCCGGCAGAAAUUGGUUGCAUCUAGUUAAAAGAAGUAGUGCAAUUUUCAACAAAGUAAAGAAUGGCAAGUAGUCUACUGAGACUAGGACACCUGAAAAAUGUUUCGGCCCUAAAGGGUUUGAACAGACUUUAUUCCACAAGUUCAGCGCCAACAACAAAGUUAUUCAUUGAUGGGAAAUUUGUGGAGUCUAAGACUGACAAAUGGAUCGAUCUCCACAACCCUGCCACAAAUGAAGUGGUGACACGUGUCCCUGAGUCAACAAAAGAUGAAAUGGCCGCCGCUGUCGCUUCCUGUAAACGAGCUUACACGGACUGGUCCCAAACCACCAUCCUCACUCGACAGCAAAUGAUGUUUAAGUUGCAGAAUCUCAUCAGAGACAAUCUAAGUGAUAUUGCAAAGAACAUUACCAAAGAGCAGGGGAAAACUUUGGUAGAUGCGGAGGGAGAUGUUAUGAGAGGACUUCAGGUUGUCGAGCAUUGUUGUAGCAUCACCUCCCUUCAGCUUGGGGAGACAUUACCUGGAAUUGCCAAGGACAUGGACACAAUGACCUUCAGAGUUCCUCUUGGUGUGACAGCAGGAAUCACUCCAUUCAACUUCCCAGCCAUGAUUCCUCUCUGGAUGUUCCCGAUGGCCCUGGUGACAGGAAACACGUGCUUGAUGAAACCUUCUGAGAGGGACCCUGGGGCCUGUAUGAUGUUGAUGGAGAUGGCCAAUGAAGCGGGUUUCCCAGAAGGAGCGGUGAACGUGAUUCAUGGCAGACACGAUGCUGUGAACUUCAUUUGUGAUAACCCAGACAUCAAGGCAAUUUCCUUUGUGGGGUCUGACCAAGCUGGACAGUACAUUUAUGAGAGAGGAUCACAAAAUGGCAAGAGAGUACAGUCCAACAUGGGAGCCAAGAACCAUGGUGUUAUCAUGCCAGAUGCAAACAAAGAAAAUUGUCUGAACCAGUUGGUAGGGGCAGCUUUUGGUGCAGCUGGUCAGAGAUGCAUGGCUUUAUCCACUGCUGUGUUUGUUGGCGAAGCAAGGAACUGGAUCCCCGAAUUAGUGGAGAAGGCAAAGAAACUGAAGGUCAAUGCUGGUCAUGAGCCAGGAGCCGACUUGGGCCCUCUGAUUUCACCUGAAGCCAAGCAGAGGGUGUGUGACCUCGUUCAGUCUGGCAUCGACCAGGGAGCCAAACCCCUUCUUGAUGGAAGAGAUGUGAAAGUACCUGGUUAUGAGAAGGGUAACUUUGUCGGCCCAACAAUCCUCCAUUAUGUCAAGCCGGAGAUGAAAUGCUACACAGAGGAAAUAUUUGGACCAGUCUUAGUCAGUAUGGAAGUGGAUACACUUGAUGAUGCAAUCAAACUCAUCAACGAUAACCCUUACGGCAAUGGUACCGCCAUCUUCACAACAAACGGAGCUACAGCACGAAAGUACACCAUGGAGAUUGAUGUAGGACAGGUGGGAGUCAAUGUCCCCAUUCCCGUGCCUUUGCCAAUGUUCUCCUUCACCGGAUCCCGAGGAUCUUUCAGAGGAGAUAUGAACUUCUAUGGAAAAGCUGGCAUUCAGUUUUAUACACAGCUGAAGACGGUGACCCAGAUGUGGAGGGCAGAUGAUGCUACCGUCACUGGCUCUCAAACCGCCAUGCCCAUCAUGAGAUAAACAUUUCGUGACUUCCAAUUGUCCAGAUUUCUCGUGUUUGACCUUGAUACUUUUGUGCAUUGCUGAACAAAUCUAGCACCUCCUCUCACAGCUACAAACUUGUGUUGAUAAUAUAGUAAUGCUACAUGUUUAAGAAGACUUGUGUAUAAAUAGUAUAGACAUACAAAUGAUUUGUGGCCAUAUGGUGCAAGUGAUAUUUGUGUGAAAUGUUGUAAUAUUCAUCUGUGGCAUUGAUUGCUCACAUAUAUUUAUACAGAAUAAAAAUUAACAAUAAAGGGC
This is a messenger RNA of Ostrea edulis (European flat oyster), 2079 nucleotides long. Its product is annotated as probable methylmalonate-semialdehyde dehydrogenase [acylating], mitochondrial. Bases 220 to 1800 code for a protein of 526 amino acids. The record is from RefSeq and is a predicted model, not a curated record. Gene Ontology annotation, biological process: L-valine catabolic process; thymine catabolic process. Gene Ontology annotation, molecular function: methylmalonate-semialdehyde dehydrogenase (acylating, NAD+) activity; malonate-semialdehyde dehydrogenase (acetylating, [NAD(P)+]) activity. The transcript is spliced from 16 exons. NCBI's taxonomy places the organism in Eukaryota, Metazoa, Mollusca, Bivalvia, Ostreida, Ostreidae. Gene Ontology annotation, cellular component: mitochondrion.